Messenger RNA from Drosophila ananassae, 533 nucleotides. Its product is annotated as probable cytochrome P450 313a2. NCBI's taxonomy places the organism in Eukaryota, Metazoa, Arthropoda, Insecta, Diptera, Drosophilidae. The record is from RefSeq and is a predicted model, not a curated record. Gene Ontology annotation, molecular function: oxidoreductase activity, acting on paired donors, with incorporation or reduction of molecular oxygen; heme binding; monooxygenase activity. Bases 1 to 267 code for a protein of 88 amino acids. The transcript is spliced from 2 exons.
AUGGAAAAUAUACUAAACGAAGUGUCCAGUUUUAACAGUGUUUCAGACAUUGCAGAGGAUUUUCGGCUUUCAAAUGGAGUACUAGUUCCAAAAGCAGUUGUGGUUUCCAUCGACAUAUUUGGCAUUCAUCGCAAUAAGGACUUUUGGGGACCAGAAGCCAAUAAAUUUAAUCCAGAUAACUUUCUGCCUGAAAAUGUUCUUCAAAGACAACCGGUUGCCUUUAUUCCUUUUUCUAAAGGCAAAAGAAAUUGCAUCGGUUGGAGAUAAGGACUUAUGUCUGUCAAGUCUGCCUUAGUAAAAAUCUACCGAAAUUACAGACAAAGCACAAGAUAUCUCUAUGAGGACCUGGUUUAUCACGAUAAUGUUGCCAUGAAGCUGGCCGAGGACCCAUUAUAGAAAUUUCAUAAACGGGAUUAGAAUUUAUUUUGAUUUUAGUUUGCAUAUUUAGAUUAUAAGUUUUAGUUGUAGAAAAAAAUCAUUUUCAUUGCUUUGUUAUACCGUGGUACCAUGGAAUAUAAUAAUUAGAUAAAUAA